Oncorhynchus kisutch (coho salmon) is the source of this 1669-nucleotide messenger RNA. RefSeq names its product bMERB domain-containing protein 1. Gene Ontology annotation, biological process: negative regulation of microtubule depolymerization. Bases 194 to 793 code for a protein of 199 amino acids. The record is from RefSeq and is a predicted model, not a curated record. Gene Ontology annotation, cellular component: microtubule cytoskeleton. NCBI's taxonomy places the organism in Eukaryota, Metazoa, Chordata, Actinopteri, Salmoniformes, Salmonidae. The transcript is spliced from 6 exons.
AUCCAUCUGUGUACCACACAGGAAUUUGUAAGCUUAAAUAAAGAUGCUCAACGUCUCGGCUCGGUGGUGCCUUCGAAUCGGUGAAACUGAUUUAUCCUGAAAGGAAAACAGAAGAGCAGAACUCAAUAUAGGAUUUUAACACACCUUUCCACAACCCAUUAAAGUCAUAGUGUAUCAUAAAUCAAUUCCAGCUAUGGAAUUGAAGAAAUCAAUUUCUGAUACCGAGCGCUCAUUGAAGAGCUACGGCUCUGUAUCGGAAACGGAAUGGACAAAAGACAAAGGUCAGUCAGAUGUGUCCAUGGCGGAGAGCAUCAUGUCUCCAGAUGAGAUUGAAGUGGAGAUGGCUCGCAUCCAGCGCCUCAGGGAGGUGCUGGUAAGGAGGGAGUCCGAACUGCGCUUUAUGGCGGACGACAUCCAGCUCUGCAAAGACAUCAUGAGUCUGAAACAGGAGCUGAGGAAGGUGGUAACUGUACCAGAGAAAGAGAAGACCAAGAAACAGAGACAGUGGGAGGAGGAGUUGAUCCUGAAAAUCCAUAAACUGGUGCAGAAGAGGGAUUUCCUAGUGGACGAUGCAGAGGUGGAGAGAUUAAGGGAGCAGGAGGAGGACAAGGAGAUGGCUGAGUUCCUGAGACAGAAGCUGAUGCCUCUGGAGAAGCUGGCCAGAGAAGCUGCCCAAAAUCCCCAGAAGCCCAAGAGACAAGUCCCUGAUCCUCCGCCCAGCAAGCCAUCCGUCACCAAGUCCAUCACCAUCAUCAAGGACUGCUGCGGAGCCACCCAGUGUUGUAUCAUGUAACCGUGGUUACCGAGGAGUUGAGGACAGUACACCCUACCAUUAACAACAACACAGUCACACUGUACAUCUGUCAUCUGACCUGGUCUCUUGGUGUCAUAUCACCUAUCGUUACAUAAUUUCCUGUGAUCCAGAGAACCCUGGUGCAAAAUGGACGCCCUUAUACGUGAUAGAUGGACAGGCCUGGCCACAUGUAAAUGAUGGAAUAACAGAAAUGUAAAUAAAAUAUGUGGCACUAUAUAAUGUUAAAAGGCAAUUGGAAAUUGAAUAUAUGGGACCUGUACAGUAUUGUAAGCAAUACACCAAUUUAUAUUGAUUUAGGGACUCAUUACAUCCCUCUUGAAACAUUCUUCAGAGAUCAAUAAUGACAUAUAUUCCUCAGAUUUAUAAGCACAACGUCCCAUACCCAACCACAUCAUACCAAGGUUCUCUGUCCACCAGGAAAUUUCAUCAUGACUGAAUUGGUAUUGACUUUGUCAUUUUGAAUAACGGGUAUUUACUGGAUGCUUCCAUUCCAACCCUUUAACGGAACAACUAGAACUCCUCUCAGACUUAGGACUGUAUGCUUACCAGGGUGGGGUCAAUUCCAUUUCAAUCCAGUCAAUUACUUACCGAAUAACCAGAUUUGAAAAUGAAUUGAUCCAAUCCUGAUGCUUGCUCUGGAAAUGUAGAUUAUGAAACACUUCACUCACUGCAGUACAUUUUCUAUCCCUUUAUUGUAAAGGUAUACUUCCUAUAUAAACAGUAUUGCUGAACACAGUUGCUAUGAUACCAUUUACAUUGGCAACCUGCAACAAUCGCAUGAUUGAGUUAUUUUGUUUUUCUAUGAUGUACAUUAAUGUAUCAAUAACCAGCCAGUAUACACACGCAUUUAUGUUG